Passer domesticus (house sparrow) is the source of this 5342-nucleotide messenger RNA. It is a transcript of the gene ZC3H4, whose product is annotated as zinc finger CCCH-type containing 4. Gene Ontology annotation, biological process: negative regulation of DNA-templated transcription. The record is from RefSeq and is a predicted model, not a curated record. NCBI's taxonomy places the organism in Eukaryota, Metazoa, Chordata, Aves, Passeriformes, Passeridae. Gene Ontology annotation, molecular function: metal ion binding; RNA binding. Gene Ontology annotation, cellular component: nucleus.
ACUCGUCCUCCUCCCGUUGCGGGCGUUCCCGCCAUCCCCCAUCGGCUUCGUCAAUCUCCGUCAGCCUCGUUUAGGAGACUUUCGGAAACGUUCCGAGCGCGCCUUCGUCAACCUUCGGAGGUCUUCGGAACGCGUCGGAGAACUUCGGCAACAUUCGGAGAGUCUUGAGAACUUCGCGGAAAUCCCAGGAUUUCCCAUCCCAAAGGAACGAAGCGGCCAAACCGGUGCAAAAACCCCGCCAAUAAUUAGAAAAAUCGGGGGUUUGGAGGUUGUUUUCUCCUAGUUUUAUAAAAUCUGUGGUUUUUUUUCCCCAAGUCACACGCACAUCCCUAACUCCCUUCCCGCUCCUCUCACCUCGCACAAUUUUCCUAUAAACUCAGGAAAUUCGCGAUAUUUCGGGGGUUUGGUGGGUUUUUUUUUAUGCCGAGCGACAUUUGGAUGUGGAGAAACAUCCCGUGACAGUGGAAAUUCCCUGUCCUGAGCUGAACUCCAGGCGGGAAGAGGAUUUUGGGAGAACAUUGAGUCCAAUCAUCAACGGGCACCGUGGAUUUGGGAGGGGUUUUGGGUCGGGAAAGACCAAUCCGUGAGGGGAAAAGACUCCAAAUCUCCUUAUAAAACUUUCUUCCCCUAAAAUUUCACGCUAAAACUCUUUAAGAAGAUUUCCCACAUACGAAGACUUCCGGACGCAUUCGGAGAACUUCGUGAGAAUCCGGAGAGCUUCGGAGACGCUCGGCAUCAACCGGAAAAACCCGACGAGCACUUCGUGCAUCCCCGCCGCCUUUCGGCACCCUCCGAAGCGGCGGCGCUCGGCUGUUUCCGGCGGCGCUCGGCUGUUUCCGGCGGCCGUCGGGGCGCUGCCUCAGGGCGGGCGCCAUUUUGUGUGUCCGCCCGCGGAGCGCGGGGCGCGGGCGGAGGAGCCGCCGGGCCGAGCCCCCCGCGCCGUUCAGUGACUGUGCCCCCCCGUUCUCCACCCCCUGCCCGUUGCCCAUGGCCGUGGAGAGCCCGAGUGUCCCCCCCGCCGCCGCCGCCUCCCCCCCCAGCCCGCACUGCACUCCCCCUUCUCCGUCCUGCCACGGCAGCUGCAGCCUCCCCCGGCCGCCGCCGCCGCUCCAAGGCCACCAUCACGGCCCGGACGAAAGGGAGGAUGGGGAGCUGGAGGAGGGCGAGCUGGAGGACGACGGGGGCGACGAGGCCCCCCCGGCCCCCCGCUCCCGCUCCCGUUCCCGGUCCCGGCGCCGCAGCGCCUCCCCCGAGGAGCGCGGCCACCGGCGCCUCAAGCGCAAGCGCCGCAAGGACAAGGACAAGAGGAGGUCCAAGAAGAAGAGGAAAUCCAAGCACAAGCGGCACGCCUCCUCCAGCGAGGAUUUGUCGGAUCUGAGCGACGACUCCGACUUCAGCCCCGGGGAGAAGGGACACCGCAAGUACCGCGAGUACAGCCCCGGCUACUCCGUGAGUCUUACUGGGAACACUGGGAACACUGGGAACACUGGGAAUGGGAAUGGGCACCGCAAGUACCGCGAGUACAGCCCCGGCUACUCCGUGAGUCUUACUGGGAACACUGGGAACACUGGGAACACUGGGAAUGGGCACCGCAAUGAAACACUGGGAAUUACUGGGAACACUGGGAACACUGGGAACACUGGGAAUGGGCACCGCAAGUACCGCGAGUACAGCCCCGGCUACUCCGUGAGUCUUACUGGGAACACUGGGAACACUGGGAACACUGGGAACACUGGGAACACUGGGAACACUGGGAAUGGGCACCGCAAGUACCGCGAGUACAGCCCCGGCUACUCCGUGAGUCUUACUGGGAACACUGGGAACACUGGGAAUGGGCACCGCAAGUACCGCGAGUACAGCCCCGGCUACUCCGUGAGUCUUACUGGGAGCACUGGGAACACUGGGAACACUGGGAAUGGGCACCGCAAGUACCGCGAGUACAGCCCCGGCUACUCCUCCCACCAGUACUCCCAGUUGCCGCGCAAGGCGCACGCCAAGGGUGACCCCAAGGGCUACGGGGGCUCCUUCGAGGAGUUCGAGGCCGAGGCCUUCGCGCCCUUCGAGGCCGAGGAGGAGGAGGAGGCGCCCAAGGACGACUUCGACGACUUCUCCAAGGAGCUGAGCCAGUACCGGCGCUCCAAGGAGGGAGCGCACCGCGCCAGAGGCCGGGGCCGGGCGCGGCCGUUCCGGGCCCGGGGGCGGGGCCCGGGGCGGGGCCGGGGGCGGGGCCCGGGGCGGGGCCGCGCCCGCAGCGACCCCGAGGAUGAGGAGGAGCCCUUCGAGGAGGAGCUGGAGUACUGCGACCCCGAGGAGCCGCUGGGCGACGACGACUUUGACGAUUACGCCAAGGAGCUGUCGCAGUACCGGCGCAGCAAGGAGCGCGGCCGCGGGCGGGGCCGGGGCCGGGGUGCCCGGGGCCGGGGCAAGGGGCCGGGCCGAGGCCGCGGGCGCGGCCGCAGCGGGAUGGGCAAGGGCGGCAUCAACGACGACGACGACUUCUACGACGAGGACAUGGGGGACGGGGCCGGGUACCGGCGCGAGGACAAGGCUCACCUGCCCGCGGACAAGAAGGGCAAAGUCAUCUGCAAGUACUUCGUGGAGGGCAGGUGCACCUGGGGCGACCACUGCAACUUCAGCCACGACAUCGAGCUGCCCAAGAAGCGCGAGCUCUGCAAGUUCUACAUCACGGGGUACUGCGCGCGGGCCGACAGCUGCCCCUACAUGCACGGGGAUUUCCCGUGCAAGCUGUUCCACACCACCGGGCUCUGCAUCAACGGCGACGACUGCAUGUUCUCGCACGCGCCGCUCUGCGACGAGACGCGCCAGCUGCUCGACAAGAUGCUGGCCGAGGACGCCGAGGCGGGCGCGCAGGACGAGAAGGAGCUGCAGGAGCUGCGCAAGCAGGGCAUCGACCCCCUGCCCAAGCCCCCCCCGGGCGUGGGGCUGCUGCCCACCCCCCCCGGCCCCCCUCCCCCCCCCCGCGGCCUGCCCCUCCCCCCCGGGCGCCCCCCGCUGCCCCUCCCCCCGCCCCUGGAGCCGCUGGAGCCCCCCCCGGACCCCCUGAGGAAAAUCCCCUCGCUCUUCGAGAUCCGCGUGCGGCCCACGGGGCAGCUGGCCGAGCGGCUGGGCGUCAGGCACCCCGGGCCGCCCCCCCCGCGCUUCCCGGGCCCCCCGGGGCCGCUCCCGGGGCUCCCCUCCCCCCCCCGGAGCUGGGGCCCCCCCUGGGGGGCUUCGAGGAGCCGCCCCUCCCCCCCCCGGGGGCUGCCCCCCCCGGGGCCGCCCUUCUUCGAGGGGGGGGGAGGGGCGUUCUACCCCCCCGAGGGGCUGGAGAUGGAGGCCCCCCCCGGGGGCGAGGGGGGAGGGGCCAGACGAUUACGGCUCCUACGAGGCCGGGGAGGGUCCCGGGGGGACGCGCUGUUCCCGGAGGGGUCCCUGGAGGCCGAGGGCCCCCCCGGCGUUCCCGGGAUUCCCGGGAUUCCCGGAAUUCCCGAGUUCCUGCCCUCGGGGGCGCAGCGGCUCCUGCUGCGCAUCCGCCACCAGCAGCGGCCCGAGGAGCGGCGCCGGGCGGCCGAGGGCGGCGACAGGGAGCACGACGAGGGUGACCCGGGCAGCUGGUACUCCAGCGACGAGGACGACGGCGCCAGCAGCGUCACCUCCAUCCUCAAAUCCCUGCGCCAGCAGAGCUCCGUCCGCGCCCCCGGGGACCCCCCCAGCGACCCCCGCCUGCAGCGCCCGCCGCGCCCCGCCGACCCCCGGCUCCGCGACCCGCGCCUGGCGCGGAGCUCCGAGCCGGCCGCGGAGCCGCCCUCGGACCCGCGGCUGGCGCGGCACGGCCCCCGGGCGGACGCCGCGCUCCGGGCGGCCCCGGGAGGGGGCGAGGAUGAGGAUGGCGAGCGGCUGCUGCGGGACAAGGCGCUGCCCAUCCCGCUGGAGGCGGCGGCGGGGCAGGGCCAGCGCGACCCGCGCUGCCGGCUGCAGCAGUUCUCGCACAUCCGCAAGGACGUGCGGCUGCCCCUGCCGCCCUUUCGCGCGCAGGACGUGCUCUGGAGCCCCGAGGAUCUCAUCCCGCUGCCCCUGCCCAGGCAGGAGCCUCCUCCCGCCCCAGCCCUGCUGCGGCCGCCCUCGGACCCGCGGCAGCCGCGGGAGGCUGCUUCAUCAUCAUCAUCAUCAUCGUCAUCGUCAGCAGCAUCAUCAUCCUCGCUGCCCGACUUCGAGCUGCUCUCCAGGAUCCUCAAGAGCGUCACGGCACCUCGGGGGGGGGACAAACCCAGCGACCCCCGCGUCAGGAAGGCUCCUCCCGCCGACCCCCGGCUGCAGAAACCGCUGGAAUGCGGCUUCCCAAAAACCCGCGGAGAGCGGCAAUUCCCAAAAACCCCCGAGAGCGGCAAUUCCCAAACAAGCCCGGAGCGCUGCGGGGAGCAGGACGAUGCCAUCGCCCCCUACGACCCCCGGCUGAGCUGGGGCAGCUCGGCCCAGAGCAGCAGCAGCGUCCUGAGCGCCAUCAGCCUCUACGACCCCCGGACUCCCAGCAAAGAGCCCCAAAACGAGGGGAAUUCAUCCCAAAAACCCCCCGGCGGCGGCGGCGACGGCGCCCGGCCGGGCCGGCCCAAGGAGCCGCCGUUCGUGCGGCGCUCGGCGCUGGAGCAGCCGGAGCCGCCGGAGCCCACGGACAGGUACAACAGCUACAACCGGCCCCGGGGCAAAGCCGCGGCCCCGGGCGAGGCGGGCAGCGCCCAGCCCGCCCUGCACAACCUGCCCGUGCCCCCCGUGCCCCCCGUGUUCGGCCUGGCCAAGGCCGGCGCCCGCCCGGGCACCGGGAGCCCCUUCCGGGGGGGCAGCCCCGGCCGGGAGCCCCCCGAGGAUGGGGGGGACAAGGGGUCGCUCAAGGACGUCUUCAAGGGCUUCGACCCGGCCUCGCCCUUCUGCCAGUGAGGGGGGGCUGGAACGGGGGGGAAUGGGUGGGGGGCGGCGAAAUGGGGGGAGCUGGGGUUGAAACGUGCUCAAAGUCUGGGCUGGGGUGGUUAAAUCUGCUCAAAACCUGGGCUGGUGGGGUUAAAUCUGCUCAAAGUCUGAUCUAGUGUCAUUAAAGCAGCUCAAAACCUGGGCAGGUGGGGUUAAAUCUGCUCAAAAUUGGAUCUGGUGGGGUUAAAUCUGCUCAAAGUCUGGGCUGGGGUGGUUAAAUCUGCUCAAAACCUGGGCAGGUGGGGUUAAAUCUGCUCAAAAAGUCUGGUCUGGUGUGGAUAGAUCUGCUCAAAGUCUGAUCUAGUGUGGUUAAAGCAGCUCAAAAACCUGGGCAGGUGGGGUUAAAUCUGCUCAAAAUCUGGUCUGGUGGGUUAAAUCUG